Messenger RNA from Pyrus x bretschneideri (Chinese white pear), 1609 nucleotides. RefSeq names its product E3 ubiquitin-protein ligase SIS3-like. Gene Ontology annotation, molecular function: ubiquitin-protein transferase activity. The record is from RefSeq and is a predicted model, not a curated record. The transcript has 10 exons. Gene Ontology annotation, biological process: sugar mediated signaling pathway. Bases 211 to 1362 code for a protein of 383 amino acids. Lineage: Eukaryota; Viridiplantae; Streptophyta; Magnoliopsida; Rosales; Rosaceae.
ACUCUCACCGCUUCAUACUCUCUCUGUCUCACUCUGUGUCAUCGGUCUCUUUCUUGCUCGCCAGCUUUGUGCCGUCCGGAAUCUCCCUCCUCUCAUCUCAGUCUCUUCGUACGCAAACUUGCAAGCAUUUCUCUCUUCAAAUGACCACCGUCGGAUCUUGGAAUUCGCCGUCCUCUGCGUAGCGUUCUUCCGCACAGCUUUUCCUCCGCCAUGGCCGUCCGAGGCGUCGAUUUCAAGUGGUACGAUGGGUUCUUCUUGUCGAUGCUCGCGACGAGUGUAGUGAUUGUUGCAAUUAAUUGGAAGCGUUACCAUACUUGUACAUUCCCGUUGCACAUAUGGAUCGUGGUUGAUUACACUGCUGUGUUUGUUUUUCGGAUGCUGAUGUUUGUGGAUAAUGGGCUUGCCUCUGGAAUGGGUUUGGAUCUUGGGUGGCAGCAAAGAUAUGCUCGUUUCUGCGGAAGAGUAGUGGUCCUUUCGAUUCUUUCUCUGUUGCUCUAUCCAUUUCUUUGGACUUGGACAGUAAUCGGUACGCUGUGGUUUCAAAAAUCGAAGGACUGUUUGCCUGAAAAUGGUCACAAAUGGGGUUUUCUCAUUUGGUUGCUUUUUAGCUACUGUGCACUACUUUGCGUUUCUUGCAUGUCGCUUGGGAAGUGGUUGACACGAAGAGAGGCACACUUAUUGCGUGCUCAACAAGGGAUUCCUGUGUCAGAAUAUGGGGUUUUGGUUGAUAUGAUUCGGGUGCCAGAUUGGGCAUUUGAAGCUGCCGGUCAAGAAACAAGAGGGAUGGGCCAAGAUACUGCUGCAUACCAACCUGGACUUUACUUGACUCAAGCACAGAGAGAAGCAGUGGAAGCACUCAUUCAGGAGCUUCCAAAGUUCAGACUGAAGGCUGUUCCAACUGAUUGCAGUGAAUGUCCAAUCUGCUUGGAAGAGUUUCAUGUAGGCAACGAGGUUCGCGGCCUGCCUUGCGCUCACAAUUUUCAUGUAGAAUGCAUCGAUGAGUGGCUUCGACUGAAUGUGAAAUGUCCCAGAUGCCGUUGCUCAGUCUUCCCAAAUCUCGACCUUAGUGCUAUAUCCAAUCUCCGUCCUGACUCUGAGCGUUCAUCUCUCAGUGUGUUGACAGCCAACCGGUAUGUGAGAACCCGACCUGACAAUCAGAGGCAUUUGUUGAGGUUGCAGGGAGCAUUCCGCCCAGUUUGUACUGAAAAUGCAGGUGCAGGCAAUGAGGCAGACACUUCUUUGGAAACUUCUGAGGAAGGGGGUAUUGCUCUCUCAUCUACUCGGGAUCUUUCGAGCCCAAGGCCGGUCCCUUCCACUGAACGUAUUGUCGUUGUCGAGUCCCCCUCACAGCAACAACAAUAGGGGAUCCUUCCUGGUUUACAUUUUCUAAAUUUCAACUGAAUUUUCUAACCCAUAUGCUGAGGGAAGGCGUUAACGGUAUAGAACUGUGUACCUCGCCAUCGGUCGGCAUGCUUUUGCAAUCGCUGUUGCUUACUGAAAGUCUAAAGCUUUUUGCCAUGGUUUCUCAUUGUAACGAUGGAUAUACAUAUUCAUGGAUAUGAGAACUGGAUAUGAUCGGUUAACCAAUGCAGCUACCUCUUUCAUGAAA